Molecule: messenger RNA, 324 nt
Organism: Miscanthus lutarioriparius
Lineage: Eukaryota; Viridiplantae; Streptophyta; Magnoliopsida; Poales; Poaceae
Source: the annotation of a GenBank genome assembly
AUGGCGGCAGCAGCUUUAACUCCAGUAGGCACGGGCGGCGGCCCAGUACGUGAAGGCAGCCGAAGCCGAGAGGAAGCACAAGAAGGUGCAGGAACAGAGGCGGCGGGCCUGCUUCGCCUCGCCGCCGCCGGCGCCGCAGCAGUGCAAGAAGGUGCAGGAACAGAGGCGACCGCCGGUGCCAAGCGCGACCUGCCAGUCGCGAGGAAGGCGCCGCUGCAGCGGUUCAUGGAGAAGCGCAAGGUCCGCGUCGCCGCGCGCACGGAGCCGUACCGACGGCCGGACGCCAGCGACGCCUGCCCUGGCCACCUCAAGCUCGCGCUCUGA